This is a messenger RNA of Patiria miniata (bat star), 1355 nucleotides long. Its product is annotated as arrestin domain-containing protein 17-like. Gene Ontology annotation, biological process: protein transport. The transcript has 7 exons. Bases 94 to 1251 code for a protein of 385 amino acids. Lineage: Eukaryota; Metazoa; Echinodermata; Asteroidea; Valvatida; Asterinidae. Gene Ontology annotation, cellular component: cytoplasm. The record is from RefSeq and is a predicted model, not a curated record.
UGGUUACAUUUUCUACUUCUCUGAGGCACAUUAUCUGCAUGCAGUAACAUGGGAAAACACAUUUUGUCAUGAAGCUCUCCACUCAUUUACAUCAUGGGGAAGCUGAAACGGUUACAGAUCGCUUUCGAUGGGGAUGUUGUGGAGUAUUCUCCUGGAGAUUUUAUCCGUGGUCAAGCAAUAAUGGAGAUCGAUCCCACAAAGGACGGGAAAGGGUUCGAGGAUAUUAACGGAAUAUGGAUGUGGUUUCGAGGAGGGGCAAAAACAGAAUUCGUGCCCAAAAACGACAGCGAAAAUGUGGCCGCAUCUGAGGAAUGUUAUUUCAGUGACACUCUCGCCGUAUUUGGGACAGGACAGCACGGACGAUUCCCUGUGGAUCGGACUCUGCUACCGGGCAGACAUGUCUUCCCAUUUGAAUUUCAGAUUCCUAAUAACCAAGGUUUACCGCAAUCUUUCGAAGGAAAAAGCGGGCAUGUUCGGUACUUCGCCAAGCUGGUUGUGAGUCGCAACAAGACGUUCUACGACAAGUUAAACAAGGAGGAGAAGCGGUUCAGAUUGAAGAGACCAACGGUAGAUCUGAGUCUCAAGCGACGCGCUGAGGUAGCUGUACAUAGGGACACCACAGUUGCAACUUGCUGUGGGUGUAGUGAUGAUGUGGAAUCUAUCAUUUCUCUGGGUUUACCGAGACAAGGAUUCCUUCCUGGGGAAACCAUCUACGUCAUCGGUCACGUGGAUAAUCACACUGCUAAUGAGAACAUCAGAUUUCGAGCGACGUUUAUGCAGAAAAUAACUUACAAGGCCCGCCGAUACCAGAUCUCGACACAAAAAGUCACCUUAUCGGAACAAGCUAGCCAAAUUGGUUGCCCAAAAGGACGCAUUACCGAGUUUACUUUGGGGCCGCUGCUCAUACCACCUGAUGUACCGGUAUCUGAUCUACCUGGGUGUAACUUGAUUGAUAUCGACUACUCUGUCAAGUGUUACACAACUGGUUGCAAAGAGGUGUUCCCUGUUAUGAUUGGUACGGUCCGUAGUGCAGCAGCGCACCCUCCUGUUAUAUCGACUGCACCACCGCUCAACGCUAUGGGGGAUUAUGGCAGAUGGCAAACGCAAACAGCACGUGAGAACGAAUACGUGAACGACUGUCCACCGCCAAGCUACGAAGAGACAGUGUUCCACACACUCGCGAUACCGCGUCUCAUCUCAACCAAUGUCCAGAGAAUCCGCCUAAUAUUAAUCUCACAGUCAAUCAUCUGAGUACAGUAACCACAAUGUAAUAUUACUUAAAUUCACGUUUAAUAAUCUGACAGAAUGCAAUGCUGGACUCGCGCUAAUCUUCAAGGGAAUGUGGCUACAACCAA